CUCAGGGAAUUCAUCCAAUGGGGAGUAAGGACAGGUGUUUCUAGAUGAGAGUUUCGGAGGCGGAAACCUGCUGGUUCACUAGAGGUCCCUCCCAUCAUUCCAAGAUGACAGACAGGACCCCAUGGUGGAAAGCCUUCCUGCCAAAGAGAAAAAGUGGAGGCCCCAAGGACUCCGGGUCAUCAAAUGUCUUUGGCCCAGACUUUAACCCUUUUGUACAACCGCCAGAGAAGCAAAAAGACCCCUCUGCUGCAGCCUCCAAGACCUCUAGCGACCAGACCCCAUCUCAGCAAGCGUCCAACAAGACCUCCAGCCUCCUCAGUGAUGACACCUUCGAUGAUUCCCGGCUGGAGUCGGUCUUCAAUGAGCAGACAUGUCGCAGAAACAUGAAGGUUUCCCGCUCAGGUCGAUUUAAAGAGAAAAAGAGGGUGCGCUCGACCCUUCCUAUUGAGGAGAAAGAGACAGGGAAUGCAGCAGCAGGGAAAGAGGAUGUGCGGUGACAGUGAGGAGGAGGAGAGACUGCUUUACAAAGAUUGGAAAGAAUGUGAGGGAUUUAUAAAGAAGAAACCUCAUUCUCAUCAGGCAUGCCAGUCUAAUGUACAGAGUUUUUAUAAUGAUGGUGAUGAUGAAGAUAAUGAGCAUCCUAAUUAAAUAGGAAUAGAAUAAUAUGGUUCAAGGCCUGUUGUAAAAUAUUUACAUUUGUUGAUGGACUUGCACAAGAGAGUCAGAGAAAUGACCUGAAAUGACUUUCAGAUGUUUUGUAUUUCUUUAUGAUGGUUGUUGAACCAUUUUGCAACAAACAAAAUGCUGUGAUCACAACUCAAAGGAAGAGCUAGAUUACGCAGUGAGCACUUGCGAUGCUGGCGUAGACUCUCCCUCAGCAUUCAGUGAAUGGACAGUUCAUAAGAAUGAAACAACAACCCCCCCCCCUCUUUAUUUUUUUUUUUAAAGCACAGUCAUCAAACUGUUUUCUUCAGGAAUUAAUACUUUAAAGACGUUUACAUUACUCUUUAUUAAGAUUAAUAUAAAGUGAUGAAGGACAAUGCCCCCUUUGCAAUGCUUUUACAAAAAUGUUGAUUCUAAUGGGUGAGAAGGAUGCUUAUGAAUGAAUGAUGUUAUUGUGUGAACAAUACAAGCAGCUUUUAGUCAGAUGCACAUCUGCCAGCAACAAGCAGAAGAUAUUUUGAUGAAGGAUUAAAUCAGCCAUAUUUUAUAAGGUCCUUGGCAAAACUACCACAGAGAUAGUUUUUAAAAAAAAAAUCUAAACAAGGGAUUUGAAUCUGCUGUGAGUAUUUAUGAAGGCAAAAUAUGAAAAAAAUAAAUCUGCUAUCUGCUACA
Messenger RNA from Melanotaenia boesemani (Boeseman's rainbowfish), 1335 nucleotides. Its product is annotated as proline-rich protein 15-like protein. The record is from RefSeq and is a predicted model, not a curated record. Lineage: Eukaryota; Metazoa; Chordata; Actinopteri; Atheriniformes; Melanotaeniidae. The coding region runs from base 45 to 497 and encodes 150 amino acids. The transcript has 2 exons.